This is a messenger RNA of Sorghum bicolor (sorghum), 2901 nucleotides long. Its product is annotated as recQ-mediated genome instability protein 1. NCBI's taxonomy places the organism in Eukaryota, Viridiplantae, Streptophyta, Magnoliopsida, Poales, Poaceae. Gene Ontology annotation, molecular function: nucleotide binding. The record is from RefSeq and is a predicted model, not a curated record. Gene Ontology annotation, biological process: double-strand break repair via homologous recombination; resolution of meiotic recombination intermediates. The transcript has 8 exons. Gene Ontology annotation, cellular component: RecQ family helicase-topoisomerase III complex; nuclear body. Bases 35 to 2320 code for a protein of 761 amino acids.
GUUUGAUGCCCAGAUCAAAACCGCCGCCAAAAAGAUGAGGCGCCGGAACCAAGUCGUGCAUUCCGACUCCGACGGCGAGGGCAUGACCACCACCACAACCUCUGCCUCGGUUUCGGCCUCCGUCGCUAGCGGCGGCGUCAGCGGCAGCGGAAGCGGAAGCGUCGGCCGGCCCUCCCCACCAAACCCCAGCCCCCUCCCAGCCCCCUUCCCCUCACUCUCUCCGUCCUCUGCUCCCUUCGUCAUCUCCGAUGACGACGAGGAGGUCGACGAGAUCGUGGACCCCGACGGGGACUCCCCUAUCAUCGACGCCCCCGAGGUCUUCUCUCCGCCGGCUCCUCCCGCGCGCGCUGCUCCCGCUCCCCCUCCUCUCACUACCCCGUCCCAGACCCCAAUCCCGACUCCACCUCCGUCCCAGACCCCAAUCCCGACUCCGCCUCCGGCCCGGACCCCAAUCCCGACUCCACCUCCGGCCCGGACCCCAACCCCCACCCCCACUCCGCCUACGGCCCGGACACCAACCCCGACUCCGCCUCUGGCGCGGACCCCGGCCUCAACAGCGCCUCCGCACCCGUCUCCGCUGAGCGGGCGGUUGCGGCCGGUGGACGAGUUCCUGCUGCGGCUCGGGCUGCGUCUGCGGCCGGACUGGCUCGAGUCCUGCGCUGCGGGGAUUCCCGGGUUCGACGGCCUCGGUGGUGCGGAAGCGCAGGCCAGGCGGUGCUUCGAGCAGUUCCUCUUCGCCGACAUGAACUCCUGCGGGGCCGGGGUGCUGCCGGAGGGCGUUGGGGGCAUGCAUGCUGAGUUCCUUGAUGGCCCCUUCGUGCUUCAGGUUGAUGAAAUUGUCAAUAUUUCAGCUCCUUUAAAGGAAAGAUAUCGAGAAGCACCGGCAGGACCCAAAAGAUGUUUAAAACUAUCUAUGACAGAUGGCGUUCAACGAAUAUUUGGAAUGGAAUACAGACCCAUCAAAGAUCUGGCAGUUCUUGCUCCUGCUGGUUUAAAGAUUAUUAUAAGGAAUGUACACACAAGGAGGGGCCUUCUUAUGCUAGUUCCUGAGGCUGUUGAGAUUCUUGGUGGUGUAGUUGACGAAUUGGAAGAAGCACGUGAAAGACUUGUUUCUGAAGUAAACAAACCACCUCGUGGCAAAAGUAAACAGGGCGGAUUACCUUUAUCUUCAAGAGCCACGCGAGCUGCCUGGCCAUCUAGUACCAAUAUUACAAAUGGUGGUGAGCAAGGGAUCUCAAUGCAAAGAUCAGUUAAUUCCUCUUAUCCAACAGGAUCAGGUAAUGCUUUCCAGGUUGGUGGAGCUACAGAAACAGUGGUUGAAGAGCUUGUUAGCCCUCCUGUAGGAAACACUGUCCGAGAAAUCAACAUGCAGGGCCUAUAUGCUUCUCUUACCAGGGAAACUACUGAAACUUCUAUGCAUACUACCCAUAGCCCUCCUGUAGUAAACACUGUCCAAGGAAUCAACAUGCAGGGCCUACAUGCUUCUCUUACCAGGAAAACUACUGAAACUUCUAUGCAUACUACCCAUAGCCCUCCUGUAGUAACCACUGUCCAAGGAAUCAACAUGCAGGGCCUACAUGCUUCUCUUACCAGGGAAACUACUGAAACUUCUAUGCAUACUACCCAUAACUAUGAUCCCACUCAUAUCAUUGAAAGAAGUACAGGGACCAUCAUGGAAGAAUGUGUCGAUCCUCCUAUUAUAGCAAACAAUGUCCAUGAACAAAUGCAGCGAGUCCAAUCAGCUAACGUUGUGGAGGGUGUACAGUCUCCAAAUGUUGGCAAGAUCAAUGAGAUGGAACAGUCUUUCAUUCUAAGUGGUGAAAAUGAAGAACCAUUUACGUACAUAUACAGCAUGCUUAUUAACUGGGGUAGACAACAGGACACAAAAGCCUACAUAAAAGGAAAAAUCAAGGGUCUGAUCACUUCUGUCAAAAGUUUUCAAUAUAAACAAUGCACCAAAUAUGAGCUUUAUGUAUAUAUAGAUGAUGGGAGUUUCAUUUCAGAGGCCUUCAUUGACAGUGAUAUUGUGAAUAACAUGCUUGGUCUUUCUCCUGGAGAGGUUACUGCUGCUCUUUCUGGUCAAUUUGAGUUUGCAUCACCCAGUGAAGUGAAAGAAACUUUGAAACGGUUUCAGAGGUUUUUGGUGAAAUUCGAGGGAAUGAUGAUUAUUGAGUUAAACAAAAACUCUUCUAUUCCUGUCGUACGUGAGCUGAACGAAGGUUGCUCAAGUUCUACUGCAUGGCUUCUGCUCCGAAGGCUGAAAACAGUUUCUUCUCAAAAGCGCGUGCAAACUCUGGAUAUUAUGGACACCACUCCAUGAUUAUUUCCAUCCUCUAUUCUCAACGGAUACACAGAUCGCAAUGGUUUUGUUGAGCCAGGUCAUUGGCCAGUAUGCAUUUGAGCUGGGUGUGUGUUCAGUAUCGAGGUCUGGUUCAGGUUGCUGUCGCCGUGCGGGCGGUGUUCUUGGUGCCGAAUGAUGAAAACACAUUGGUCGAUUAGUGGUUGUCGUCCAGAGGGCAACUGCACUCUGAUGUGAGGAAAUGAAUGCAUGUUCUGGUGAUGCAUGUGGCUUGGACAUUGUGGAACGAACGCAAUCAACGUGUCUUCCAGCGCCGCCGCCCAGCGGGCUCUCAAGCUGGCCUCUGGUGUGGGACACCACGCCAUUUCCGAAGGGGCUUCCUGGAUGGAAGCAGGCUACAGCCUACAGUCCGUUGCCGUUUUGCUUGCUGCGGUUUGAAUACUGACCCUUAUUGUCGCAAACUAGAUUUCUGUAAAGGAACCAAAACGCCUGUCUCUGCGUGUUAGUAAAGCUCAAUGUUGCGUGUCCUCAUGCCUUUACUAUAGACAUUAUUAUUUGAAAGACUCUGUCCUAUAAUGCUAUAUAUGGCGUUUCUUACAAUA